Molecule: messenger RNA, 5298 nt
Organism: Nezara viridula (southern green stink bug)
Lineage: Eukaryota; Metazoa; Arthropoda; Insecta; Hemiptera; Pentatomidae
Source: the annotation of a GenBank genome assembly
UCUUGUUCUGCUAGUGGGUAUCACUCGCACUCGAUCCGUUGGGGAAGUAGUAAGGAAGAUGCCUGCCCUGUUUGGACUGGGCAUGGAUCAUAGGUCUCCUUCAGAUGGGACCACUUCAUCCGUUAGAAAAUUGAGUGAAGAUUUGAUGAAAACGAAAAUAACUGAAGAAACAGAAGAAGAAGAACCUUAUCAUGGAUUUGGAAGAAGGGAAAGCUAUGACAGAAAAUCUUCAAUCGGUGGGAUGUCGUCCAACGACUCUCUGUGGGGUGACGCAAGAAGGCUCAGCGAAGCCGGUAUAAGGAGGACCUCAGAUAACAGCGUUAUUCUUACCGAAGACACAGACAGCUUUAUUGUCGGGGAUAAAGUAUGGGUUGGAGGAACGAAACCAGGGAGGAUUGCGUUUAUAGGAGAAACGCAAUUCGCAUCUGGCGACUGGGCUGGAAUCGUUUUGGAAGAGCCCAUUGGAAAAAAUGAUGGCUCAGUUGGCGGUAUACGUUAUUUUCAAUGUGAACCUAAGAAAGGUGUUUUCUCUCGCUUGGGACGUUUGACAAGAUAUCCUUUAGCUGUCCCAAGUCCUCCUAUGGCUCCAUCUCCAUCACCACCACCACCUGUAUCAUCUUCAACUCCCGCUAUGAAGAGGGCAACGCCUCCACCAGUUCCUAGAACACCACCUCUUAUUUCUCCUCCAAGUUCAGCUACUAACUAUAGCAGUGAGGCCAAGGUGGGGGAUCGUGUAAUUGUCAUGAGCACUCAGGGUUCGAAAAUUGGGAUUUUAAGAUAUCGAGGAACAACUGGAUUUGCCCCUGGAGAAUGGUGUGGAGUUGAACUAGAUGACCCUCUUGGGAAGAAUGAUGGUUCAGUCGAAGGAAUCAGAUAUUUUCAAUGCCAGCCAAAGUAUGGUUUAUUUGCUCCAGCUGCCAAGGUGUCCAGAUCCCCAGCACCAGAUCGUCGUCCUUCUUGUCAAUUGCAUCAUGCUAGUGUUAAAAGAACUUCUUCGAGGGAAAGUCUUUCUUCCAUGACAUCGAAAGCAAGCACUGUCACCAGCACAGCCUCCAGGGUAAGGCUUGGGGUCAACUCAUUAAAGAAACCUCUGCCUCGUGCUUCAACAUUGGCCCCUGGCACACCUAAAGCUACUCCUCAGGAAUUAUUGAAAAGCAAACAAGAGCAAAUCGAAAAGUUAUUGAAGGACAGAGAAUUGGACAGAUCUCGGAUGGUGAGGGCUGCAGAACAAACGGAAGAAGCAGAAAAACAGUUGAACCUUCUUAAAGCAGAAUUUGAUCUGUUUCGAGUGGAAUCAGAAAAAAGAGGUCAAGAGUUACAGGCAAAGAUUAAAAAGUUGGAAGAUGAAAAAACUGAUCUAGCAGUACAAUUAGAAGAUGCUCAGUUCCGAGCAGAAGAAGAAUCCAUCAAUAAAUCUGAUAUUGAGGAUGUACAUGCUGAAAAUGUCACUCGCAUCAAGGAAAUGGAGAAAUUACUUGCUGAAGAGCAGAUCAAAGUUGAAAGUCUUCUUGCUGAAUUAUGUGAUCUUAAUAGUGCCAGGCAGCAGGUAGCUUCUUUGAAAACUGAAUUGGAAGCAAUAAAGAAGGCGAAAAUUGAUUACGAAAAUGAUCUUAAAAAAGAGUUGAUUGAUACUAUGGACAGGGCUAAUCGCAUGGAGCAGAAUUAUAAUGAACUACAAGAAAAGUUUGAAGGAAAUUCAGAUGCUAGUGGAGAAGUUGCAAUCUUGAAGGAGCAAUUGUCUAAUAUUACUUCAUCACUAUCUGAGAAAGAAACCCAAAAUGAAACUUUAAAAAAAUCAGAAGAUUUGUAUAAAUCGACUGUACAAAAGCAACAAUCAAUAAUUGAUGACCUACAGAGUAAAUUAAGUAGUGUAGAGUUUAAAUUGCAAGAGGCUGAAACUUAUAAUAAAUUACUUGGAGAAGGAGAACAAAAGUUGAAGAGUAAGUGUGCUGAAAUGAGUAAUUUACUGACACAAGUGAAUCAGCUCAAAGAUGAACUUUCCAAUUCCCAAAAAAGAUAUAGCAUGCUACAGGAACAUAACGAAUCAUUAAAAAAAGAACUUAGCGAAUUCACUGAUUUUUCUAACAAUAAGUUGUCAGACAUUGACAGAAAAUAUAAUAAUGACAUACAGAAUUUAAAACAGGCAUUAGAAGAAUAUUCUAACAAGUUAUCUAAUAAAGAAAAAGAACUUUCUGAAGAAAAAAUUAAAGUUGAUGUUCAUGAGAAAGAAAAUUCUUCUAUACAAAAAGAACUUAAUGAUUUAAAAAAGAAUUUAGAAUUCCAUCAAAACAGUUUGAAUGAUAGAGAAACAGAAAUAAAUUGUCUUAAAAAAGAAGUUGAUCAUUUGAAAAUAGAACUAGUAACAUCAAAAGAAACUGCUGAAACAAUUAAAAAUGAGCUAUCAGUUGAAAUUAAAGAGCUUACAAGAACUUUAGAAGAAGCUAACUCCAAAAUUACCAGUUUGUGUAAUGAACAAAAUGAUCUUUUAUCCAGAACACAAAGUGAAAUUUCUGUCUUGAAAGAUCAGAUAAAUUCUCUAGAAGGAAAUAUUUCAGAACUGAAAGAGCAGAAUGAUAAACUGAAGAAUGAACUAGUUGCUAAAAAUGAACGUAUAGUUGAUGUAGAAAAGCAUUGCUCUGAUUUAGAAAUAAUUGUUAAGAAACAAGCUUCUGAAAUGGAUGUAAAAAUUUCCCAAAUAGCAAAAUUAGAACAGGACUAUUCAGAUCUUUCUCAAAAGUACAACCAAUCUUUGGAAUCUGAAAACUCAUUUAGGCAUCAGGUACAGACAUUAGAGUUGGAAAUUGGAGAUUUAAGGAGGAAAUUAAAUAAUGCUAUUGAACAAUAUGCUGAACUUGAAAAUUUGAAACAAAAGCUUGAAAAUGAUGUUGCACAUUUUAUGAAUACUUCCACUGAUUCUUCACAGCAGCUAGUGAAUUUAAAUUCUGAUCUUGUAGAAAAACAGAAUGAAUUAAGCAGGUUAAAAAUUUCCUCAGCUGAAGAGAUACGUCUGCAUGAAAACAGAGUACAAGAAUUGGAAAUGAAGUUGGAUUCAAUGAAGAGGGAAGAAGAGAAAGCUAUUCUUGAGAUAAAAGAACGUCUCGAAAAUUCAGUGAAAAAUUAUAAGAGUAUGGAAGAAGUUUAUAAUUCAAAAUGCAAAGAACUCGAAGAAUUUCAAAAAAGUGAAGAAACAUUACGCAAUGAAUGUCAUAAUUUGAAGAAAUCAAUCGAUCAAUUGCAAGUUGAUCUUGAUAACUAUGUUACUCAAAAUACAACAUUAAGUAAAAGUUUAGAAGAAAAGGAAAAUAAGAUGAAAGUCACUGAGAAUGAAUUAGCAACCAAAAAUUUUCAAAUUGAAGAUUUGCAGAAAAGAGUCCUUAAUGUUGAAAAUGAUACAAUGAACUUAUUACAGGAAAAAGAAAACCUUGAAGUGAAGAAUAAAACAUUGAUUUCUAAACUUUCUGAACUAGAGCAUAAUUUAACUAGUUUUGAAGAGAAUAAUGAAGAGCUGAUUAGGCAAAAUGAAACUUUAAAGAGUAGGAGCUCAGAGGCAACAUUAUUACUGAAUACAGAAAUGGAAAAAAUGAGAAAAAUGUUGCAAGAUAAAGCAAAAUUAUUUGAGGAAAAAGAAGCCUACUUGUUAAAUCAGGAUAAAACUAUUAAAGAAAAAACGGAAGAAGCUGAGAAAAAAAUUCGAGAAAUCAUGGAGCUGAGUGCUGAAUUACAAGCACUACAAAAAGAACAUUUGGAGAGUAAACAACGUGAAAAUGAGCAGAACGAAAAAAUAAGACUAUUAGAAUCUGAAACUUUAGAUUUAAAUUCAAAUAUAAACUCCUUGACUAAAGAAAAAGAAUCAUGUUUGGAUGAGAUUAAAAAGCUGGAAACAGAAAUAGGAAACUUAAAAACAUUGUUAAAUGAUCAGUUAUGUUUCCGAGAUGAAUUGGAGUGCAAAAAAAAAGAAUUAGAAGUCGUUCUUUCUGAGAAAGCAGAAAUGGAAAAGCGAGUUUUGGAAAAAGAAAAAUGUCUUCAAGAUGAAUUAUUGAAGAUAAAAGACUCAUUUGAUAAAGCUAAUAAUGAGUACAAAGAAAAGUGCUCAUUGAGUUCUAAAAAUACGGAUGAGCUCCAAGAACAGUGUUUGGUACUAAGGAAAACUUUAGAAACCGUUAAUAAGUCACAUGAAGAAAAAGAGCAAAAUGUUGUUAAGAAAAUUAAAGAAAUGGAAGACUUAAAUUCAAAUUUAUUGGAAGAAACAUCUAAGUUAAAAGCUUCAGAAAGUUGUUUAAAAGUAACUGUAGAAAAGUUAAAUGGUGAAGUAGCAAAACUGAAUGAAAUAAACAAAAAUACACUAAAAGAAUUGGAGACCAUGAAAAAUGACCAUACUAGCCAGUUAAAACUUCUAGAAGCUCAGCUAAAUGUUGCUUUAACUGAAAAAGCAGUCCAAGAAGAAAAAUCUAAACAACUAAGUACUGAAUUGAAAAAUUCAAAAUCAGUUGAAAAAAUUGUGUCUGGGGAAGAAUCAAUGACUACAUUAUUAGAGGAAAAGGAGUUAGCAGAUACCCAAAUAAAUUUCUUGAAUUCAAUAAUAGUUGAUUUACAGAAAAAAAAUGACCUUUUGAAGGAAAGACUUACUGAUCUAGAAUUCAGAACCGAAUCUUCCAGUACAUUAAAUGGUGUAAAAAAGAAGAAAGAAAUAACGCCUAGGAUGUUUUGUGAUAUAUGUGACAUAUUUGAUGCUCAUGAAACUGAGGAUUGCCCUCAGCAAGCAUCAACUGAACCUGUUAGGCCUGUUCAGCAUCACAUUCCUGGGACUAGAGGUUUUGAACGUCCGUAUUGCCCCAUCUGCGAAGUUUUUGGCCACUCUACUGAAGAAUGUGAUGACACAGAGACAUUUUAAAUAUUUUAUUUAUAAAAUCUUUUUAGGAUUGUUUUUAUUAAUAUUGCAAUAUUAAUUAUGUCUCGAAAGAUAGUGACAACUUGUUUUAUAAUUCAUAUUUAUCAGUAUUAAAAACAAAAAAAUAUAUAUAUUGAGGUAUUAGAUAGUGCCUUCUUGCCAAAGUGAAUUUUAGCAUAAAAAAUUAAUAAAUAAUCGUAUAUACAUCGCUGUAUAUAAACAAAUUUGUCAUACGAUAAAUAUUUAUUUGUGCCAAUUAGUGUAAAUAAUUUUAUAUAUUGUAAAUAAUUUUGUUAUAAUUUAUGGGAUAUGAUGUCAAAACUUUAAAUCUGUUGUUUGAAUGUUUUUUAAAACUUACCUACGAGAUCUGAUACUACUGUUGUUUUAAAAUAAAUAUUGUUUUAACAUAC